This is a messenger RNA of Venturia canescens, 3641 nucleotides long. RefSeq lists its product as uncharacterized. Lineage: Eukaryota; Metazoa; Arthropoda; Insecta; Hymenoptera; Ichneumonidae. Bases 1573 to 3183 code for a protein of 536 amino acids. The transcript is spliced from 3 exons. Gene Ontology annotation, molecular function: nucleic acid binding. The record is from RefSeq and is a predicted model, not a curated record.
UUCACAUCCGUUCUACUCAGCAUUAGACUCGAUAGAAUGUGGGAGUGAGAUGGAAAAUCAUUCUACUUUUUGUAUUUCGAUUUAACUUCGAUCCGUGUGAACGGAACUCGAUCAGCAUUUUAUCCUCAUAUCCAUGUAACGUUCUUCGGUGAAUAUGAAUCCCUGUGAAUUAUUUUUUAUUCUACCCCCUCUUUUUCCUAUACCUCGUUGGUAUCAUUUCAAGAUGCAACGAGUGGAAUUUUUCAAUCUAUUCAAAUAUCGAAGAACUCUUUUGAAAAUCUUUCAUUUGAUUUCUGACAUUCAAAGAGUUCGUUCGGUUAAUAUGUCUCGAGUUAUUCCGCGAUAUUUAUUGGGUGAAUUAUUCAAGUUUUUGGUGCGUCGUGUUCCGCGUUUAGCUUCAAGAUGGACGGAUGCUAAACAGAAGGAAAUGAUGUAUCAUUUACCUUCAGGUGUAGUGCUUCGAAAAAUUCGUGGUGCUUUAUUAGAUUUAUCGAAACGUGAUAUUAUCUACGGCUGGAGGACGGGAUAUUUUCACGCUACUCCUCUGAUUGAUUCACUUGUCAGGGUGAUACGUCGCCGAGGAUGGAGUGAUGAUCCUGAGUUAGCAGGGAUAUUUGACGAACGGGGUAAGUGUCAAACAGUUUAUGAAUGCAGGUGUGAGUAAGCGAGUACAAGUGUGAAGUAAGCGAGUAAGUGAGAGUGUGAAAAUGAGUGAGAGUGUAUGUGAUUUAAAUUCUCACUCAAAUUCUCAUAAAAUCAUUGUGUGUACAGUGCGACGAUACCUAGAAUUGUGUAACGAAGAGGAGCGUUACGAUUUCAAUGAAGAAGGACGCACAGAUUCCGACGAUCACGACAUAGAUGAUACCCCUAAAGCCGAAGGUCAUCCAAAAAUCGAUUGCUGGAUCGAUACGCGAGCCCCGGUAGUGAUAAAGCCCUGGGAAAUCAAGAUAACGGGUCCAUCGUAUCGAAUCGACGAGGAAAUAGGGGACCAGGCGGUUGCAGGACCUUCAGGGAUCGCUAGAACAUCGGGAGUACGUCGUUUGAAUUUUGAAAUCAGCGAUUCCAGCAGUGAAAGCAGCAGCAUUAGCAGUAGUGAAGAAGAGAUCAGUGAAGAGGAGAGAGAUGAAUCUGAUCACAAUAUAGAUCAUGAUAAUGAGGCUGAUGAUGAGCUGGAAAGGAACGAGUGGGAGGAUAACGAGGAACAAUUUUCUGAUGCCUCUGAAACCUCUGAAGCCGAUUCAGGGUAUUUUUCCGCGGAGAAUGAUUUUUUUGACAUCGAUCCUUUUAUACGUGAGGCUGAUAGGCGAAUUUACAACGCUGAGGGUUCUAGAGCUAUUGGAAACAUCCGAUGAUAAUGAGGGGGAGUAGAGAUUGAUCAACAAAAAAAUUUUUUUUCACCAAACCGGCGGAGGAGAAGAAUGGGGUGAUAUUCUGCCACCAGGCCAACGCUUCCAGAUUUUAAGCGAAAGGGCGCGCUACUUUCGCCGUUUCAAAACAUGAGGACGGGAAAUCGUAUUAAAACUGAGGAAACCUCCAGAAAACGCGGACCAGUUUUCUUGGAUUCAGGGAGCGAUGCGAGACGUUAUGACUCAUCUCACGGAAUCAUGCGAGCCUCAUGAUUACGCUGGACUGGAAAUCAAUUCUCCAGGAUUUUCUCAAGGAGCAGCGUGGCUAUCUUUUCGACCUGUACGUGACUUCUCGCUCGAUGAUAUUUGGAAAUUGAUCAACGAAAUUUCACAAAGCGCCCGUGAGUUUAGAAUAGUUGAUGAUUCGUUAGAAAUAAAAAUGUGUAUCGUUCGCGGCGUUCAGGGCGGUGGUCGUGGGGGCACUCCUCUCUCUCACGAAGAGGUAGCUAAACGCUCAAUUCUACAUAUAGAUAAUCGCGAUAAUUUAUGUUUACCUCGAUCACUUGUCACCGCCUAUGCUUACGCUGAUCGAGGAGAAUUGCGUACAGGAGAAUUGCAUAAAAAUUGGCAAAAAAUACGCGAUUCUCGACGAGAAUAUCAACGCUCAGAGGCAAUAAAACUAGUGCAAAAGGCUAACAUCCAAAUUCCAUCUCGUGGAUGCGGGCUACGCGAAAUAAAAUUAUUUCAAAAAUAUUUUAUUCGUGAGGGUGUUGCCAUCGUAGUCUACGAAUUUCUUUCGUUCGGAAAACGUACCCCCGCGUUGUUUGAUGGAAGAGAAAAUGUUAUUUCAGAGUUCGAUCGAAUAAAGCAUACUUUGUUUAUAAUUUAUUACGAGCGUUCCCGUCAUUUCCAACCGAUUUUAAAUCUAGUCGGAGCUCUCGGAAGUCGAGGAUUUUGUUCAUUGUGCAACACUGGAUAUACUCGCGCGAUCGAACAUCGGUACUCCAAAGAAUGCUCACGCUGUAAAUCAGUAGAAUGUAGGGGUAAUGGCGAGCCACUCACCCCGUGUAAUGACUGCAAUCGUUCAUUUUUUGGAGUACAGUGUUUCGAGUUGCAUAAAAAAGCUAGAGCUCGUAAAGUCCGAGGAUGUAAAAAUAAGCAAGAAUCUAGCGUUUGCGAAAUGUUGAAAAUUUGUCGCUCUUGUUCUAGACAUAUUAAAAGCUGGUGCAAAACACCUCACGAAUGUGGAGUGUCGUUUUGUAAAACAUGCAAACGCGUACGCCCCACAUCGCAUAAUUGUUAUAUUGCUCCGCUGAAAAUUAAACCAUUUGAUCGGAAAAAAUCAACGGAACGAAAAAAUUUAGUGUUGCAAUUUAUUUUCUAUGAUUUCGAAACGCAGCAGCAUACACGUUUACGAGGAGAUAAUUCUUCUCGUGUUCAUGAACCAAAUCUCUGUGUAGCUCAACGUGUUUGCCUCUCGUAUUUAAGCGAUGAAAUCAUAGAAAAUGAAUGCGAAGUUUGUGGCCAGAGAGAAUUUGUAUUUCACGACGACCCAGUAGGAAUUCUUGUAAAAUUGGCUAUUAAUUCAAAAUUUGAGAAAAUAAUUUGCAUAGCUCAUAACGCUCGAGGAUUUGACGGUCAAUUCAUACUCCGUUAUCUCAUUGAAGAUCAAAAAACUCAAAUGCCUACACUGAUAAUGAGAGGAACAAAAAUAAUUUCCAUGAGAGUAGGAAAAAUCUGUUUUCUCGAUAGUUUAAAUUAUUUGCCAAUGUCUCUCAGUGCGCUACCCAAAGCAUUCGGAUUUGAUGAUAUUGUGACAAAAGGUACUGUGACGUGACAUUUCUGCCCCGCCACUCGUACGGACGUUGUCGACCAGUGGACCGGGUUUACGGUCCUUUUGACGCCCCUCGACUCGUCGGGCGAUGUUCGGACUGAGACUCAGCACCACGUAGCUCUUAAGUUUAGCUUAGAAUGCGCCUAUAUUACCGACCGAGCGUUAAUUACCUUCUGUGACUACCUUUUACCUCUGAGUGCAGGGUGGAGAGAGAAUUUUAGUUUGUCUGUUUUUGAGUAAUAAUGACGUUGCGUUUUGACAGUGAAGUUCGAUAUUGGAACGAGUUGGUGUUGUCGCUACCACAGGGGCCUAACAAUUAAAACUUGUCGGCUGUCUCUCCGGCUGUUCGAGCCGAUCUCGCUCGCAAGAACCCGUCCUCCCACUCCGUCUACAAGCACCGAAAAACAAUCUCGACCUGCGGGCGGUUGAAAUAACACGCUGGCAUUGGCCAUUUCAUGAAC